Elgaria multicarinata webbii is the source of this 792-nucleotide messenger RNA. Its product is annotated as trypsin-like. Gene Ontology annotation, biological process: proteolysis. Gene Ontology annotation, molecular function: serine-type endopeptidase activity. Bases 1 to 792 code for a protein of 263 amino acids. Lineage: Eukaryota; Metazoa; Chordata; Lepidosauria; Squamata; Anguidae. The record is from RefSeq and is a predicted model, not a curated record. The transcript has 5 exons.
AUGGAACAAAUCCUGGGCCUGGUUGUACUUCUUGCCUCUGCAGCGUCGUCUCAGACCGGGAUGCGCAUCAUUGGGGGAUCCGAGUGUGAGCCACACUCUCAACCCUGGCAAGCCUUCCUCUUCGAUGCUCAUCUCACACGGUGUGGUGGAGCCUUGAUCGAUGAGCGCUGGGUGAUCACAGCUGGACACUGCCUAAGAGGCUCUCUCACAGUACACCUUGGGGAACAUGACCUGCAUAAGCAAAAUGUGGGGGAACAGCAUUGCAAGAUAGUCAAGGCCAUCCGCCACCCUGAAUUCGAACCCGUGACUCUGAAGAAUGAUAUCAUGCUUCUGCGGCUGGACCCUCCAGCCAUUCUGGGUGGCACAGUAAGGGCCGUCCCUAUGGCUAAAGAAUGUGCACCCAUUGGGACACAGUGUGUGGUGUCCGGCUGGGGCACCACUACUUUCCCCCAAGUAAAUUAUGCCUACAGCCUGCAAUGUAUGCACGCCAAAAUCAUGGCAAAAGAUGUAUGCAGGUCGACGUACGGAACCUACUUUUCAGACCACCAGAUUUGUGCAGGGGCAAUGGAAGGAGGCAUAGACAGCUGCCAGAGCCUUCUCGCUCUGGACUCUGACCAUUUUGCUCUGGUGAAUCUGCAGGGCGAUUCCGGAAGCCCCAUGGUUUGCAAUGGGGUACUUCACGGAGUGGUUUCAUGGGGAUCUCAGCAAUGCGCAGCCAAAGAACAUCCUGGCAUCUACACGGAGAUCUGCAAAUUCAGGGAGUGGAUCGAGCAGACCAUGGCUGAAAAUUGA